Mirounga angustirostris (Northern elephant seal) is the source of this 453-nucleotide messenger RNA. Its product is annotated as metallothionein-1. Gene Ontology annotation, cellular component: nucleus; cytoplasm. The transcript is spliced from 4 exons. Gene Ontology annotation, molecular function: metal ion binding. The record is from RefSeq and is a predicted model, not a curated record. Gene Ontology annotation, biological process: cellular response to cadmium ion; intracellular zinc ion homeostasis; cellular response to copper ion. NCBI's taxonomy places the organism in Eukaryota, Metazoa, Chordata, Mammalia, Carnivora, Phocidae. Bases 109 to 294 code for a protein of 61 amino acids.
AGUGAGCCCGCGGCGCUGGGGCUCCACCACGCCUCCAGCCGGCAGCCGUGUCUCUCCGUGUCGCCUGCUUUGGACCUCCGUCCUCGACUCGACUCGACUCGACUCGAAAUGGACCCCAACUGCUCUUGCUCCACCGGUGGCUCCUGCACGUGCGCCGGCUCCUGCAAAUGCAAGGAGUGCAAAUGCACCUCCUGCAAGAAGAGCUGCUGCUCCUGCUGUCCCGCGGGCUGUGCCAAGUGCGCCCAGGGCUGCAUCUGCAAAGGCGCAUCGGACAAGUGCAGCUGCUGUGCCUGAUGCGGGGGAGCCUGCGCCCGAUGUAAAUACGGCCACGUGUACACACCUGCAGUUUUGUUUUUUGUUUUGGUGCUUUUUGUUUUGGGUACAACUCUGACCCGUUUGCUACAUUCCUGUCUCUAUGAAGUACAUGAGUUAUAAUAAAAACUGUUGAAUUUA